CAUUAGCUCCCGCCAUCUGAAGCUCGCUCUCUCUCUCCAUCGUCUAUUGAACAGUUUGAUCAAUCACCGUUCGUCCUUUCUGCUACUUCCAAAAUCCGGCGCUUGAUUCCUUCUCCUCCAUACUCUUCCGAUGGCGAAAUAUAAGGAAGAGGAAGAUGAUAAACCAGACGGUCUUGAAAUAAUUUCAAUUGGAUCUUUAUAUAGUGGAACCUGGGACAAGAAGUACUGGAGCUCUUCUAGGGUUUGUUUUUUCUUUUCGUUUUUCAUUCAUGUUUUGCGUUUGUUUGGAUUUUCUCCUUUUGUUAUUUGUUCCUCUUUCUUCAUUUUCAAUUUCAAACUGUAUCAAUCCUAGCUUGGGGACGCAGAUUUCUCAUUGGAAUUCAAUGAAGCAAAAUUGCUUAUUUCGAUACGCAUACUGAAAGUGUGAGUUUGCUGAUACGACUUGCUUUUUGAGAACAAAUUUGAUUUCGCCAAAUUGAUGGUGCAAAUUUUGAUUUGUGAAAGAUAAGGCCAAUUUAGAUUGCAAAAUCCACUAAUGAGGCCAGACGCAGUACAUGCCAGGCAAAUAAGAGGAAGAGGAGGAGGCGAUUCAUACCUUAAUAGGGUAAAGAUCGGUAUCCUUAUCCGCUGGGCUAUCAUGCUCGUCGAGCUUUUAAUGGAAGCACCUAUAAGAUGGAAAUUCAAGAAGGUUCUAAAGGACCUUUAUUUGUGAUUACUUCUGCUGAUGGACAUUUGUGUUCUGGUCAAACACCGGAUAUUACCUGGGAGAAAUUUCAGAAGAAAGGUUUCUUGCGCAUGAAGAUCUGGCAUGGCAAAAGAUCUUCUUGCAAGAUAGAUGGAAUAGAGUUUUUUGGGUUCAGAAAUCCAUUUGUCCAGAGAUUAUUACGGGAGCUGGUGGCAAAUGUCAAUGGAAUAGCAGAACAUAGUCUGUUAUCUUCUAGCUUCUGCAAUGGGGCUUCUAGUAUGGAUGACAAUAAUCAAUACCAAGAUGCACUGGUGUGCUCUGAAAUUUUACCUCAUUUGGCAAGACCACAGGUUAAAGGGAAAAGAAAUAAGAGAUGUGAAAUUGUAAAUCCUAAGUCAUUAAAUGUUGAUGGUUCUAAAAGACUGCGAGCCGGAGAUCCAACUUUUAAUGGUAAGCCACCAAAUUCAACAGAAAGGAAUCAUAAACAAAGUAGUUCCUCACCUCCCUCUGGCUUUAGUUUUCAUGAUAAGUGUGAGUUUUGCCCACUUCCAGGAGCAGUGCCAGUGGGAGUGCAGUCAAAAUACAUAAGUGGAGAAGCAAAUAAUCACAUCUCAGCUGAAGAUUGUUUGCAUUUGAAGCCUGUUGAUGCCCCUGAUCAUAUUAGGGUGAAAGCUCUCCUGGCCCAUGAAGAUCUUGCUAGUUCUGAAAAUAAUAAAUCCACUGGUGUAGUCAUGAACUCCUUUGCAGAAGAAAGACCUCUUGAUAGGUUGCAAAAUGCUGAAGUGGAAGGGUUGAAUUUUCCAGCAUCAUCUGAAUUCAAAGAUGUAGAUGCAUCAUGUCCAGGAGACUCGCUAAGCGUCCAUGAUGUUGAUCUUUGUGCUCCUGAUACGUUAGAUUUUGUGCAAGAUGAUACUACAAAUUCUGCUCCAAGUACCUUGGACAAAAUUACUUGUGGUGUCAAAGAAGAAUUAAUGACAGCUGAUGUGAUUGUUUCUGAAGCACUGGUAAACAAAUCACAUUCAGAAGAAGAAAUGGCCCCUUAUGAUGCAAACAUGAAUUCUGAAAAGAGUGAUUUCGAUUCAGUCAGUCAAGAUAUAGCCAAGUCAAUGAUGACACUUCUGCUUCCACAUGCUAUUCCUCUGCUAAAAAAAACCCGAAGAAAGAAAAAGAAAACCGUUAUGCCUUCAGAGAAUUUGUCUUCUACACCUAAACCGCGUGAAGAUCAAUCAAAAUUUGAAAGUUCUGAACAUAACAAGCCUGUAGUUCUUCAAAAGUUUGAUGAUGAUCAAUGCGUAAUAAAUAAACUAAUAUUGCCUUCCAACAAUGUGGAAGCAAAUCAACCUAGUCUUGAUAAAAAUAAAAAUGCAUAUCUUCCGAAUGGUGGGGAACUGUUUGUAGGUGGAGAUGUGGUAUCACCAUGGUUUCUCGAUGCUGAGACUAAUGGGAAUGGAGAUGUCUUACAUGAUGAUAAACUGCAAGUGAACUUGAGUAAAAGGCCUCAGGAUGGUUAUGUAUGCUUACCUGAGUCUAUUUUAGGUUGCAUGCCUGCCAACAAGAAAGUUCUCAGUGAAGUAAACCAGGACUUUUGCAAUAAUGUGGAUGAAAACUCAUUGAGUGCCAAUAUCAAUUCUGAGAAGGUCCUAAAAAAUUCGUCUGAUUAUAAUGAAGCUGUAGGUGCAAGCGUUGCUACUGUAGCCUUGAGGUGUUCUAUGCACUUGUCAAUGAAGGACACUGUUGUUCAGGCUGGGGAUUCUGAAAUCAGCAACUUAUCCAAUAGUCAAGUCCCAAGAAAAGUAUACACCAGAAAAAAGGUCCCAAAUACAGAACUUACAGCAAGAAAACAUAAUCCUUCACUUUCAGAAAGUAUAAUAUGCAGAAAACUUGUAGAUGGUUGUGUCCCUCAAUCUACAGGAACUUUGCUUGAGUCAGGGCCCUUCAAUAUGAGCUCUUCUGUUGAUGAACCUCGUGAAAGUUUUAUGGGUGCUGAUACCAUGGUUGUAGGCCAACUUCUUGAUAUGCAUACAGAUGUAACUACUUUGACUUCCAACACUGUAUUAGACAGUCAGGCAACACUUAUCUCACAAACAUUUCUUUGUGCCUCAGAAGGCCAGGAUACAUCAAAUCUUUUUGUUCCACCUUUGUCAUAUGUAGAAAAGGCCCAAGAACUAUUUGAAGAGAGGUUGAUUGAGGUUCAGAAUACUUCAGAUGUUAAUGGUACUAGAACCCAGAAACAAGGAACAGGGGUCUGUCACAAUAAGACACCCAUUGUCAAGGAAGUUCAAGGCAAUCCAGAACUGGAGAUACAGAGGAAUGUGGAAGUUAACAAUGAUUUAGAGUGCAUUGUUAAGUUUCUGGGAUCCUAUUCCCAUCCCAUGCCUGUUUUGUCAAUGUUGUUGAGCAGAAAAGGGAAUGAAAUUUACAUAUGUGCUCUUUGUGGCAUUCUAAGAGAUAAGAGGAGAAUUCUGUUUCUUUACAAGCUAUCAAUUGAAGAGCCAAGAAGAGGGUGUCCAUGCUUUGUUGGUCAUGUACCGGUGACCUGGCCAUCUUCAACCGAUAUCUUUGGUAGAGAAAUAGCAUUUGAAAGAUCUGGUUUACAACUCACCCCAGAUGGGCAGCAUCUUGUUUUACUUGGAAGCACAAGAGCACCCCAUUGCAGAGAAGGAAUAUUAGAUUGUUCAUGCUCAACCUGUACAUUAGACUGCCUUGAGAACAGUGCAGUGAAGAUUGUAGAAGUGAAAGCUGGAUAUGUUUCAGUUGUAGUAAAAUUGAGAGCAACUGACAAUUUGCAAUGCAUAUUGGUCUGUGAACCUGACCAUCUAGUUGCUGCUGGAGAGGGUAGGAGACUACAUCUGUGGACCAUGAAUUCAAGAUGGAGUGCUCCAACAGAAGAAUUCACCUUAUCAUCUAAUGAUUGCAUAUCGCCUUGCAUAGUGGAGAUGAAGAGAAUUCCAAAAUGUGCUUCUCUUGUUAUUGGACACAAUGGCUUGGGGGAAUUCACUUUAUGGGAUAUCUCAAAGCGUAUUUUUAUCUCAAGGUUCUCUGCUCCAAGCACUUCAGUUUAUCAAUUUUGUCCUAUCAGUUUGUUUAGUUGGCAAAGAGAAGUCAAUGGUUUCAGCUGCUCUAAUGUUGAAGUUCACAUAAAUAGGCUAAUGGAUGCAACAAAAAUAUGGUUUUCAGAGCACAGCAAGAACCAUUCUUCUCCUCCUUUAGAGGGUGAAGAUAUUGCCAUCUGGUUUCUUGUAUCAACUGUCCACGAAUCUGAUGCUCAACAUGACUAUGAAUCAAAUGAUUGCCAGAGAAAUCCGGUUGGACGCUGGAGGCUUGCUCUACUUGUGAAAAAUACAAUGAUCUUGGGCAAAGCAUUGGAUAUAAGGGCUGCUGCUGUCAAUAUAUCAGCUGGUCAUGGAAUAAUCGGCACAGUUGAUGGACUUGUGUAUAUGUGGGAAUUAUUGACGGGAAAUAAACUUGGCACUCUGCAUGAAUUCAAAGGUGGAAGUGUUUCGUGCAUUGCUACGGAUGACUUGGAGUCGGGUGUCCUGGCAGUAGUAGAUGAAAGAGGUCAGGCAAUGGUGUAUCGACGUCUCCAGUGAGAGAAGCAAACAAGGUCCUUUGUUCUCUUCCCUGAUAGUUCAGUACCUUUUUGCCAACGGCCUGCUUGAGAAGGUGAUUUUUACUAUUCAAGUGAUGAACUACAUCCCUGCAAGCAUUCCCAUUGCGUUUGUCCACAAAUGUAAAAGAAUAUUCCUUUUCUUUUUACAGACGCAACCCACGAAACAUAGUUCCUCCCCCCCCCUCUCUCUUUUUCUAGUUCAAAUAAAUACAUGAUAAGAAGGAUACAUUUAAAAUGAUUAAUGAGGAAGUCAAUUUCAUUGCAAAAUAUCGUUAACAUUGUUCU
Molecule: messenger RNA, 4580 nt
Organism: Manihot esculenta (cassava)
Lineage: Eukaryota; Viridiplantae; Streptophyta; Magnoliopsida; Malpighiales; Euphorbiaceae
Exons: 13
Coding region: 673-4275 (1200 amino acids)
Biological process (GO): regulation of cell cycle
Cellular component (GO): nucleus
Molecular function (GO): protein binding
Source: RefSeq, a predicted model, not a curated record